Molecule: messenger RNA, 5525 nt
Organism: Oncorhynchus keta (chum salmon)
Lineage: Eukaryota; Metazoa; Chordata; Actinopteri; Salmoniformes; Salmonidae
Product: UBAP1-MVB12-associated (UMA)-domain containing protein 1-like
Exons: 4
Coding region: 169-636 (155 amino acids)
Source: RefSeq, a predicted model, not a curated record
AUGACCGGAAACACGUAGGACACAAAAACAACAACACACGGGCCUAUGUCUAACUAGCUACACGAAAUCGAAGUGAAAUUGCAUAGAUCAUCUAACAAUAGCAACAUUUUAUGUUACUUUACUCAACUUUUUAAAGAAACUAAACACUGGUAAGACAGCGUAAGGAGUAUGUUCAGUUUUUUCGGACAUCGUAAUAAAGACUCUUCAAAGAAGUCAUCGUCAGAGGGGGAUACAGAUGGGUUCGUGAUAAUCGGAGAAACUGUUGAGGAACAGAGGCAGAAGAUCCAAAACAUCAGCAAAUCAUCAUGUAACGUCAUUCUGCAACCAUCAAAGUCUUCCAGUGCAACACCUUCCCAGGCCCACCACUCUCCAGCCUCCGCUCCACCUUCCGUGAUCUCCCCAUCACCAGGGCCCAUGUGGAAGCCCCCUGCGCCCAUAGGGGAGGCCCCACUGUCUCUCCCAGAGCUACUAGGAGAUGUCCCGUUCACCCUGGCCCCCCAUGUCCUGGCCAUGCAGACAGGGGGUCCCGGGUUCCUCUUUUCUGAGAUGCUGAUGUCCCCCCGAGACAUCAACCACAACCUGGCCUCCUUCACUUACGACUUCACCCUGGAGAACUCUGUGCUCUGUGACCAUUGACCUGUCUACUUUCUGACUGUAUGACCUCUGACCUUUUUGAGCUGUCAUCCUCCUCCAAUAUCAACCCUUUGUCAACCCUGGGUCGUGUUCAUUGGGCAGCAAACAGAAGAAAACGUACUGAAACAGGGCGGGACAACCUGGGCUUGCCUAAUAAGAAAGGCACAUUUUUGUUUUUAGAGUUUAGCUACAUGUGCUCUACUGAACACAACCUUGGACUGUCUUGUCUCGUUACCAUUCAGGUUUAGUUUCAGUUCCAUGGGGCUCUGUCUGAGAAUGGCUUUACUAUAAUUAAUAAUAAACUUGGUUCUGGUGAUGAUCAGCAUUAGGUGGGGUCAAAACUGCUCCUGCCUGCAGUGAUGUGGGUACACACAGUAUGUAGGUAGAUGGGUACACAGAGUUCCACCUUUUUAAGAUAGCAGAUUAUGAAUACUAGUUAAGCAUGUUAAUCACUUGCUGAUGCAUGUCAUAGUAGUGCUGGUUCACUGUUUUAAGUGUGUGUGUGUCAGAGCGUUAGCUUCAUGUCUGAUGAUAGGAAUGCUUGAACAUAGCUGAGGCUUGCGUUGAAGAACAGAGUCAGGGUCUAGAUUCACCUACUGCUGUUGUUGGUUUAGGAAUCACUGAUUGAGCUUUUGGGUUUGCACUAAUGUACGUACCAGACAGAUUUCAAAUGGAAUCUUAGGAAGGAAAUGACUUCUUUAUCUGGUUACGGUUUUUACCCUGGUGUCCUUACCUUUGCCAAUGACGUUAAGAAUACUUUAACAAGACAUUUCCAAAUUGUUUUGUAGCAUAAGCAUUUCUACAAUGGAAUUUUGUAGCUUUUUGAUAAUGUAUUUAAAAUGUAAGAAUAUAUAUACCCCCUAAUUUACAACAGUUAUUUUCAGGAGAGUGGCCUUCUCUUUUGGUCAUCUUCAGCAUGGUGUCAUCAUGUGUUGUAACCUCCCAAACAUUGUAUUUGUUAUUUAUUCUGAACCAGGUUUCCUCUAGUUCUCAUGGCACAGUUCAGAUUUGACAGUGUUUCAAGGUAUCCUGUAAUAUACAGUGCCUUCGGAAAGCAUUCAGCCGUCCUUGAUUUUCCCCCCCACAUUUUGUUACGUUACAGCCUUAUUCUAAAAUGGAUUAAAUAAAACAUUUUUUUCUCCGCAAUCUACACACAAUAACCCAUAAUGACAAAUUGAAAACAGUUUUUUUUUGUUGAUUAUUUUUGCAAAUGUAUUACAAAAAAUAUACGUAUUUACAUAAUUCAGGCCUUUUGCUAUGAGACUUGAUAUUGAGCUCCGGUGCAUCCUGUUUCCAUUAAUCAUCCUUAGACGUUUCUACAACUUGAUUGAAGUCCACCUGUGGUAAAUUUAGUUGAUUUAGAGAUGAUUUGGAAAGGCACACACCUGUCUAUAUAAGGUCCUACAGUUGACAGUUCAUGUCAGAGCAAAAACCCAGCCAUGAGGUCAAAGGAAUUGUCCAUAGAGCUCCGAGGCAGGAUUGUGUCGAGGCACAGAUCUGAGGAAGGGUACAAAAUAAUUUCUGCAGCAUUGAAGGACCCAAGAACACAGUGGCCUCCAUCAUUUUUAUAUGGUAGAAGUUUGAUACCACCAAGACUCUUCCUAGAGCUGGCUGCACGGCCAAACUGCGCAAUUGAGGGAGAAGGGCCUUGGUUGGGGACGUGACCAAGAACCCGGUGAUCACUCUGACAGAGCUCCAGAGUUCCUCUGUGAAGAUGGGUGAACCUUCCAGAAGGACAACCAUCUCUGCAGCACUCCAGCACUCAGGCCUUUAUGGUAGUGGCCAGAUGGACGCCACUCCUCAUUAAAAGGCACAUGACAGUCCGCCUGGAGUUUGCCAAAAGAUACCUAAAGACUCUCAGACCAUGAGAAACAAGGUUCUCUGGUCUGAUGAAACUAAGAUUGAACUCUCUGGCCUGAAUGCCAAGCGUCACAUCUGGAGGAAACCAGGCACCAUCCCUACGGUGAAGCAUGGUGGUGGCAUCAUCAUGCUGUGGGGAUGUUUUUCUGUGGCAGGGACUGGGAGACUAGUCAGGAUCGGGGGGCAAAGACGAACGAAGAAAAGUACAGAGCGAUCCAUGAUGAAAACCUGCUCCAGAGCACUCAGGACCUCAGACUGGGACGAAGGUUCACCUUUCAACAGGACAACGACCCUAAUCACACAGCCAAGACAACGCAGGAGUGGCUUUUAGGGACCAGUCUCUAAAUGUCCUUGAGUGGACCAGCCAGAUCCCGGACUUGAACCCGAUCGAACAUCUCUGGAGAGACCUGAAAAUAGCUGUGCAGCGACGCUCCCCAUCCAACCUGACAGAGCUUGAGACAAUCUGCAGAGCGGCAUGAGAGAAACUCCCCAAAUACAGGUGUGCCAAGCUUGUAGUGUCAUAUCCAAGAAGACUUGAGGCUGUAAUCGCUGCCAAAGGUUCUUCAACAAAGUGCUGAGUAAAGAGUCUGAAUUUUGCAAAAAUACAUAAAAACCUGUUUUUGCUUUGUGAGUUGUGUGUAGAUAAGGAUUUCAAAAAAAUAUAUUUUAGAAUAAGGUCACAAAAAAAGGUGGAAAAAGUCAAGGGGUCUGAAUACUUUCUGAAUUCACUGUAUUUAUAUACUGCAUUGCACACUGGUAAGCAAAUGAUCUUGUGAACAAUUACACAUUCAGUUAACUCUCAAUCAAAACUUUUGGACUGCUGUACAAAUGGCCAAGAGAAGCCACAUUAUGUUGCAUAAUAAACUGUUUAUUUUAUGAAGUUAACUAAUUAUGAGUAGUUGACUCACAAGACAACCACUCAAGAAUCUGAAAAGAUGGCUCAUAAGUUGCACUGGUAUUUUCAGUGGAAUGUUGUGGUAUUCCACAUCAUGUGAAAUCAUCCACAGAUGCUGCGUUUGUACAGGCAGUUCAAUUAUUUUUUUUAAAUUUGAUUUUACUAAUCAGAUCACCUCUUGACAAUAAUUGGGCAAAAAAAAUCGGAAUUUGGCUGCCUGUGUAAAGUUACUUUGUACUGUAUACAUUAGGAAAGGUUUGGUAUUGACCCUCUCUGGACAAUCCUUUGCUAUGCAUAGCUGCAAACCAAGUGUAUUCUGUCUGUCUGUGUUAAACGGCACUGUGGAUUUUCCCAGGCCUCUUCCUCUCUUUGUCAUUCAAUCACUGACCUAACCUUGCAUGUUGAUUUUGUUUCACAGGCAUGGAAAUACACUGCUCAAAAAAAUAAAGGGAACACUAAAAUAACACAUCCUAGAUCUGAAUGAAUGAAAUAUUCUUAUUAAAUACUUUUUACAUAGUUGAAUGUGCUGACAACAAAAUCACAAGAAUUAUCAAUGGAAAUCAAAUUUAUCAACCCAUGGAGGUCUGGAUUUGGAGUCACACUCAAAAUUAAAGUGGAAAACCACACUACAGGCUGAUCUAACUUUGAUGUAAUGUCCUUAAAACAAGUCAAAAUGAGGCUCAGUAGUGUGUGUGGCCUCCACGUGCCUGUAUGACCUCCCUACAACGCCUGGGCAUGCUCCUGAUGAGGUGGCGGAUGGUCUCCUGAGAGAUCUCCCAGACCUGGACUAAAGCAUCCGCCAACUCCUGGACAGUCUGUGGUGCAACGUGGCUUUGGUGGAUGGAGCGAGACAAGAUGUCCCAGAUGUGCUCAAUUGGAUUCAGGUCUGGGGAACAGGCAGGCCAGUCCAUAGCAUCAAUGCCUUCCUCUUGCAGGAACUGAUGAUACACUCCAGCCACAUGAGGUCUAGCAUUGUCUUGCAUUAGGAGGAACCCAGGGCCAACCGCACCAGCAUAUGGUCUCACAAGGGGUCAGGAUCUCAUCUCGGUACCCAAUGGCAGUCAGGCUACCUCUGGCGAGCACAUGGAGGGCUGUGCGGCCCCCCAAAGAAAUGCCACCCCACACCAUGACUGACACUCCGCCAAACCGGUCAUGCUGGAGGAUGUUACAGGCAGCAGAACGUUCUCCACGGCGUCUCCAAACUGUCACAUGUGCUCAGUGUGAACCUGCUUUCAUCUGUGAAGAGCACAGGGCGCCAGUGGCGAAUUUGCCAAUCUUGGUGUUCUCUGGCAAAUGCCAAACGUCCUGCACGGUGUUGGGCUGUAAGCAAAACCCCACCUGUGGAUGUCGGGCCCUCAUACCACCCUCAUGGAGUCUGUUUCUGACAGUUUGAGCAGACACAUGCACAUUUGUGGCCUGCUGGAGGUCAUUUUGCAGGGCUCUGGCAGUGCUCCUCCUGGUCCUCCUUUCACAAAGGCGGAGGUAGCGGUCCUGCUGCUGGGUUGUUGCCCUCCUACGGCCUCCUCCACGUCUCCUGAUGUACUGGCCUGUCUCCUGGUAGCGCCUCCAUGCUCUGGACACUACGCUGACAGACACAGCAAACCUUCUUGCCACAUCUCGCAUUGAUGUGCCAUCCUGGAUUAGCUGCACUACCUGAGCCACUUGUGUAGGUUGUAGACUCCGUCUCAUGCUACCACUAGAGUGAAAGCACCGCCAGCAUUCAAAAGUGACCAAAACAUCAGCCAGGAAGCAUAGGAACUGAGAAGUGGUCUGUGGUCACCACCUGCAGAACCACUCCUUUAUUGGGGGUUUCUUGCUAAAUGCCUAUAAUUUCCACCUGUUGUCUAUUCCAUUUGCACAACAGCAUGUGAAAUUUAUUGUCAAUCAGUGUUGCUUCCUAAGUGGACAGUUUGAUUUUACAGAAGUGUGAUUGACUUGGAGUUACAUUGUGUUGUUUAAGUGUUCCCUUUAUUUUUUUGAGCAGUGUAUAUACUUGUUAUCUUUUGUAUUUUGGGUAGAUUUAACUUUGAGUAACUUUAGUUUGUUUUACUUGGAUGUAUUUUGGGGGUUUACUUACAAAGUGGUUCAUGUAUGUGGUUGUGCAUGUUUGCUAUUAACAAUACAUUGUUUUUAAAAU